Messenger RNA from Penicillium cataractarum, 1899 nucleotides. RefSeq lists its product as uncharacterized. The transcript is spliced from 12 exons. The record is from RefSeq and is a predicted model, not a curated record. Lineage: Eukaryota; Fungi; Ascomycota; Eurotiomycetes; Eurotiales; Aspergillaceae. Bases 1 to 1899 code for a protein of 632 amino acids.
AUGGUUAACGCUACUACGGCUGCAAUGAGUGGUCGACGCCAUGAUACCUCCACAUCCGAUGUGGCAUCGGACCUCGAUUUAGACACUUCUUUCGAUAUUCCCGUCAUAGAGACCGAGGAAUCACUGUUCGAUGUGAUUCCUAAGUUAUCCCAUUUCAUUAGCAUGGCUGUUGGCGAGAUGGCCUAUUCGUUUGAGCAAAUGAGAUACGGAGCUCGAGGUCAUCGUCUCAGACAAUUGGUCCAUGCUCUGGCACAGGACAGUCAUAACCCCUUCAUCAUUGUUGCCUUGAUGAUACUGAAAUGGGAGUUUUCCAACGUAGCUGAAGACGACUGGGGACUGAACGAGAGCCGAGGGGCAGCAUGCGAGUUCGUCGCCUGGCAGUUUCUUUGUCACCUGAACCAGCGAGAAACGAUCGAAUUCCUCCUGGAAGAGCUUCCAAGCCCCAGACGCAGGUCAACAAAUCUCAUUGAAGUGGAAACGGGAACCUCCCGUCUUACUAGGGGCGCGACAGAGUCCACUCCUCUACUAUCAGGUGCUUCCACACCUGGUCGCCAAUCAGAGCUGGGCAAACAAGGCCCCGAGAACCAGAAUCGUCGGGCUUAUCUGGGUACUCAGACUGAAUACCUGGAUGAUUGCAAUUUCUCAAGAUACUCGAGAUUCUUCGGACUAAAUGCGUUGGAAGUUGCAGCUGUUGCAGGUGCGAAGAGGUUCCUGAGCCAGCGGGUUGUUCAACGCGUGGUCAACGACAUUUGGAAUGGCGAAAUCGUGUUCUGGGAUUCUCUCACGGUACACUCAAUCAAGAAGCCGCAAAUAUUCAACAGGAAAACAGCAGAUCCCUAUUCGCGGCUACGAGUUCCAGUCUACCGGAAGAUGUUUGAAGCAGGCUUCUUCAUCUCAUUCUUGCUGCUGUACUAUUCAGUACUCGUCGAGCGCAAACCGAAUGGUCUUGGGUUCUUUGAGAUCUUCAUGGAUGUUUGGAUCGUGGCCUUUGCUUAUGAUGAAUUGAGCGGGCUCAUCGAUGCUGGGAUGUUAUUCUAUCAGGCGGAUUUCUGGAGCCUGUGGAAUCUCGGAAUUAUUGGCGUCGGAUUCGCUUUCAUCAUCACCAGGGCCAUCGGAUUAGCCAGGGCUGAUGAAUACAUUCUCGACCUUUCAUUUGAUAUUCUCUCCCUGGAGGCGUUGUUCCUAGUGCCAAGGAUCUGCUCACUCGUGAGCUUGAACUCAUACUUUGGCAGUCUGAUACCGGUGCUGAAAGAGAUGAUCUCCCCGAUCUUCGGCUAUGGCUUGAUGAUGAUUUUCGUCGCUAUGACCAACAUCUUGCUGCUCUCGUCACUGAUUAGUUUGAUGAGCAUGAGUCUAGAAGGCGUGAUGCGGCACGCCCGUGAGGAAUACCUGUUCCAGUUGUCCAUCUAUGUCUUGGAGAGCAGUAAUUCCCGGCGUCUGACGUAUUUCAUGCCGCCCCUGAAUCUUAUUCCCCUCCUCUGCAUCCGCCCCAUGCGAUUGUUCCUAUCGGCGGGAGUUGUUCGUCGAGUACGCAUUAUGCUACUUCGGGCAACCCACUUGCCUUUUGUCAUGAUGAUUUGGGCAUAUGAGUCCAGCCGACGACAUCUCCAUCGACCGACUACCCGCCUCCCCCCACUCUCCACGGCACGACCUCAUGGUACUUUAGGUGGCGAACCGAGUGUCGCGAGAUGUCAGGAUCCACUUCACUCCUCUAUCACUGAAACCCGUCGAACGGACCCUAAGCACCGACGAAUCAGCAUUGACCUGCAUGAUUCGCGCGAACCAAGUCUGGCGCGGGCCGAAAAGACACAGCUUGCGGAGAUCCUGAGCGCUGUGGAUCAACUUCGAGAGCAGGUGGAGCGCGUAACGACUGGACUUUCCACGCAGAAACGGGGCUGA